Messenger RNA from Arvicanthis niloticus (Nile rat), 1696 nucleotides. The record is from RefSeq and is a predicted model, not a curated record. NCBI's taxonomy places the organism in Eukaryota, Metazoa, Chordata, Mammalia, Rodentia, Muridae.
GAUUAGGGCAGGAUCAGAAAGCCAAAGCACAUCAGUAGAAGGGAGGUAGAGUUUGUAGAAGAGGUUACAAGGCAGAGAGGGCCACAGGGGUUUUUUUCUACUUGGUUUUCUGACCCCUGAUUAAUACUAACACACUUCCCACCAAGCUUGCAUUGACUGGGAACUGGAAAACAUCCAUGACUUUCCAGGGCAGUGAUAUGCCGAUAUCUGUGCCUUGUGACCUUUAAGAAAGCAGUGGUCAUGAAGAAAGGAGACUUAAGAAAAAACUGACCACCUCUGUUUUUUCCUAAUGUUUCGUUCAGGUUUCCAAAUUGUAUUAGUAUGGCAAACAGCCUCUAGGUGCGUUUGCUUGCAGGACAACUUCUAGAAUUUUCUAGCAGAUCUCUGCACCCUUACUUCCUGAUGCAGAGUCAGAUGAGCAGAAAGAUCUGGAGUCUUUGUCAUGUCCAACCCAGGGGUUAUGAAGGGAGAAAACCAAUUCAUUUACUUUCUAUUUGGGAGAUUAAUGGACCUGUUCUCCUGUUCAUAACCACAUCUCUGCUGACAUUUCAGGGGUCUACAAUGGAAGAACAGAAGGAAAUUCAGCUCGACUAUGAGUAAGUAACGACAACUAUGAAAGGCUGCAGUCCAGGCACCAGGUCAGAAAAAAUGGAAAUCUUGAGAUUGGCCCAAUCAAAGAAGAACAUUAUCAGUUUGAACAUGGACCUUGAAAGGGAUAUGCAGAGAAUAGAUGAAGCCAACCAGGAGCUUCUUCUCAAAAUACAAGAAAAAGAAACUGAAGUCCAGAGGCUGGAACGUGAGAUCACCCAGACUGGAGACCCUGCAGAAGACGAGGAGUGGGAAAGGGAAAACUACACUGUGAUGGAAAGAGAACAAGCCCUGCAGGAGCUGGAGGAAGAAACAUCCAGACUGGAGAGGAAGAAUGAGACUCUGGUUCAUAGUAUCUCAGAACUUCAGAGAAAGCUUACAAGAAAAUCACAAAAGGUAGUCAAGUGUGAACAAGGUGAUCUGGAAACAACCCCAGAAGAGUCCAAGGUUAAAUUACAACAGUUGGAGUCAUCCUGUGCAGACCAAGAAAAGGAGCUUGGCAAGAUAAUGGAAGACUAUGUGUUUGUGUCUCAGCUCUGUGAAGAUCAAGCUCUCUGCAUAAAGAAGUACCAGGAAGCUUUGAAGAGGAUAGAAGAAGAACUGGAGACUGGAUACCUUGAAAGAGAAGUAUCUAAAGUCUUAAGCAUGGAUUCUGAGAGAGAAAGGAGCACGAGCCUAAGUCAGAAGGAUGGUUUCGUCAGUAAAGGGGCACUGAGGUUCAGUAAAAGGAUUCUCCGCUCCCUCUUGUUCUCCACGCUGUUUUUCAUCAGAUUGCUGGGGUACCUGAUCUUCCAUUUAAGUUUUAUAAAUCCCGACCUCCUGGUCAAUGCACUGCCCAAGAUACUGAGCAGGGACGUCUUGUGGAGGCUGCGAUGUUUCCUCUUUCCAUCUCUCACACUUGAGACAGAAGACAUGCUACCCCACUGACCCCAAGCUGUAUCUGAGGGCAGCGGAAGGCAGGAGGCAUGCAGGCUCACAAAUGGGAGGUGGUAAAAUCUGUGGAGGCAAGAGGUAUGCCUCAGUUUUUCCCUUGAGAUUGGCCUACUUAGUGACAUCUGUCUCCAUGUUACUUUUCUAAGAUUAACCUUGCCCAGUAAAGAACUUUGUC